Symbiodinium pilosum is the source of this 665-nucleotide messenger RNA. The record is from the annotation of a GenBank genome assembly. Lineage: Eukaryota; Dinophyceae; Suessiales; Symbiodiniaceae.
AUGCUGUCGGGAAGGUUUACCAGUGAGGACAAGAUCAAGUAUUUCCACGCUGUGAAGGGUAAGCUCAAGAGCCGUGGAAUCCGGACGUAUAUGGUGGAAACUGCCCAUGAUUACGGAGUGCCCACAGCCAGCUAUCUUUUCCGCGCACGAAUCAUGGUAGCGUUUUGCACCUCUACGUACGGCGAAGUAACAACUCGCACUUACGAGACCUGGUCAGAGCUUAAACAUGUGUACGAACAUCCUCGCGAGAUUGAGCUCCUCCCAGUCAAGCUGAUCACACAUUGGCCACCCCAACCUCCAGGACACGAGGACGGAAAAAGCUACUGCAAACUUGCGUUCGGACCAAGUCGCCUCUUUGUCGAAGGCCUCGAUCGUGAAGGCAAAUACUUGGCCCCAGAUGUAUUGGCUCACAGAAUUGUUGAGCACAUCACCCGCCUCGGGCUGCUGGAUGAGGUCCAGCAGCAGGACGUGGCUGGCCAAGAAGAAUUCUCUUUAUCAAGUAUGUUCUCCGGCGUCUCCGGUUUUUUCCAGGGGCUGUUCGAUGUGCCAGCUGCGGCUCCAGAAGUUCAGCAACCAGCUUCUGCACCGCCGACCCUGCCACCCAGGCUUCCCAAUCGGACUGCGGGCCCAACGGAAGUUCAGAUUUUCAGCAAGACCAGUGGGAA